AUGUCUUCGCGCAAGAAGCUCCUGAAGGUUAUUAUUCUCGGCGACAGCGGUGUCGGCAAGACCAGUUUGAUGAACCAAUAUGUCAACAAGAAGUUCAGCGCUAGCUACAAAGCCACCAUUGGCGCAGACUUUCUCACAAAAGAAGUCCUGGUCGACGACCGACUAGUCACCAUGCAGCUCUGGGAUACCGCUGGCCAGGAGAGAUUCCAAUCGCUCGGUGUUGCUUUCUACCGUGGUGCCGACUGCUGCGUGCUCGUCUACGACGUCAACAACUCCAAGAGUUUCGACACCCUCGACAGCUGGAGAGAUGAGUUCUUGAUCCAAGCCAGCCCUAUGGACCCCGAGAGUUUCCCCUUCGUCGUGCUCGGCAACAAGGUGGAUGUAGAAGAGAGCAAGCGCAUGGUCUCAUCGAAACGCGCCAUGGCAUUCUGCCAGUCCAAGGGUGGUAUCCCAUACUUCGAGACCAGUGCCAAGGAGGCCAUCAACGUCGAGCAGGCUUUCGAAGUGAUCGCUCGCAAUGCUCUCGCUCAAGAAGAAAGCGGUGAUUUCAAUGCAGACUACCCCGAGACAAUCCCCAUCAACCUCGACAACGAGCGCGAUGGCUGCGCCUGCUAA
This is a messenger RNA of Aureobasidium namibiae CBS 147.97, 615 nucleotides long. RefSeq names its product ras-related protein-like protein. Lineage: Eukaryota; Fungi; Ascomycota; Dothideomycetes; Dothideales; Saccotheciaceae. The transcript is spliced from 7 exons. Bases 1 to 615 code for a protein of 204 amino acids. The record is from RefSeq and is a predicted model, not a curated record. Gene Ontology annotation, cellular component: late endosome; vacuole; phagocytic vesicle. Gene Ontology annotation, molecular function: GTPase activity; GTP binding. Gene Ontology annotation, biological process: regulation of vacuole fusion, non-autophagic.